AUGUUGGAUUGUGGCGCAACAGCGUCAGCGGGUCCCGAAGCAUCAGCCAAGAAGUUGAUCAGUUUCCUUUUGCACUAUGACCCCAACCUCCAAGUCAGUUUCAACUACCAAAAGCGUCCAUAUUUUCGAUAUGGUUCUGGCAAAUGGGGUCGUGCUAUGUAUCAUGCGGUCAUCCAUCCUAGUUGGGAUUCUUCACGAUGUUUUGAGCUCUACGUGUUGGACAAUCCUGCAGAAUAUGGUCAAGAUUGGUUCACUGAUGAUCUAUUGGUUCCCAUUUUGGUUGGCAUGGACUAUUUGCAGAAGACUGGUUUGAUUUUGGAUUUCACUGAUGGUCAUGCGGUGAAUGGUCAUGAUGUUAACCCUGAGCCUUACACCAUGGAGAAAAACGUCAAGGGUCACUUCAUGGUCAACAUUGCCCACUAUCUCUUCGGCAACCUCUCUGCGACCGAGGCCGGCAACCCAGCUGAAUUUGCUGCCAAGAGCCUUGAGCAGGCUUGGACUCCUGGUUACGAGGAGACUUGGGGUGAUGAUUGGUUUGAGCUGACCAUGCUUUCAACUGCUGAGGGUUCUUCACAUGAUCACAUGGGUUCACAACAUGACCGUAGAGAUCUUUUCAAUGGUUUUCUUCAACGACGUUUGCGUUUGAAUCAUGGUGUUGUUUCUCCAGCUACUGAAUCUCAAGUUCAGCAGCCUUCCUCAUCUACGGCUUUGACCUCCAAUGGCCCCGAAGUUGGCAUCUCCUCCACUGGACUUCUCUCGCGAGAUCGGUGCGGAUCAGAGGGACUAUCGAAGUCUCCACACCUCCUGGCCAUGUUUCGGCGAUCACAGGAGCUCCGUGCCCAGUCCAACGGCUAUGCUCAAUGGUGCCUGUGCGAGAUCUGUGGUCUGAGGGUCUCUUACGUCCCGCGGGAAUCCUUCCACGGCAAGCAUGCGACUCAGGUGGACCACAAGGCUGUGGAGAUGGCCAUGAAGCAGCUCGAGAUGGAUCUUCGUCCCCACACUCUGAUGCCCGACAAGGACCUGGCCGAGACCAUGAUCCAGAUCCAUGUCAACGAAGCGCAGUUGGAAGCCCAGCACCUGAAGUUGCAGCGUCUUCAAGAACAUCAGAAGGCCCUGAGGCUGACCAACAAGCCUUCCACGAGCAGCGGUGCCAUCCCAUCAGUUCCAACGGAUGUGUGGCGCUACCUGAGUGCGGACGAGAAGACCAAGUUGCAACAGAUUGCCGAGAGCCGCCAUCAGGAGGAGGAGAAGAUGAAGGAGGAUCCGGAGCUGGAACUGGUGCAAGAUGUCACGAAGAUGGGCAACCUCUCAAUGGCCUAUGAAACUGUGGAUGCCGAGAUGUCUGCCGAGCACUACGGCAACGUUGAGUUGCUUGAAUCAGCCCAAGGCUUAGCGGCUGAGAUUGAAUUCAUGAUGUGUCUCUCAUGGAAGAUCAUCAAGGCCACUUUGGCUUUCCUGGGCAUGAUGACACUUGCUGCCCAGACUGGUCUUCGAGAUUUUCUGCAAGGUGAUCAAGUUGACGGCUGGGAGAUGUUCUGCUCUCCUGAGAGUUGGCUCACCGCUGCCUGCCGCAGUGAGGGCCUCAAGUUCAGUCGCAUCAACUUGGCUCAAGGCUUUGAUCUUUACAAGCCAAAAGUCUAUGAGGAGCUGAAGAAGAAAUACAAGCUGGAGCGUCCUCGAAGGAUCUGGGUCUCAACACGUUGCACAGUUUGGUGCCCCUUCACGUCCCUCAAUUUUCGGGCGGAAGAGCAGCGUGUUGUCCUGGAACAACGCCGUCGAAAAGAACGAACUAUGUUCAAACUUUUGAUCCCCUUCCUCUUGGACAUUCUUGAGAAUGACCCGGCUUGUGAACUUUUUUGGGAAUGGCCCCAUCGAUGCUAUGGCUGGGAUGAGCCUUGGAUUUUGCAUCUUCAACAUCGGCUACAAGAGCUUGGCAAGUCAUGGCAUUCCGCCAGAAUUGACGGCUGCCGCUAUGGGCUCCGUUCUGCCUCCGGCGGAUUCUUGCGGAAGUCUUGGAGGAUUGGCAUUACCUCCGAAAGCUUCUACCACUUCUACAAGUUGAAGACCUGCCAAGGAUGCCAUGAUCAUGAUCAAAUCCAAGGACUUGAAACUCAACGCUCAGCGUUUUACCCAUGGAAGCUUUGCAAGUCCAUUGCGCAACGAUGGCGCCAAGAACUUUUCCUUGACAAAUGGCUUUCAUUUCUUCAAGCUCCUGUGCCAACAAUGGUGGAACCUGAUGAGCAGCUUCGACUUCUAGGACUGAUGGAUGGGGCCUUGGACUUAUGCCCGGCAAUGGACUUAUGCCCAGGGAUGGAUUUGGACUUAUUCCCUGCAUCUUCAUCAGCUCUUGCUGUUCCUUGCACCAAAGAAGUCGAGCAAUGGAAAAUCCAGUUGCUGAAGUACCAUCGGUCAGCUGGCCAUCCGAGCAACUUCAACCUGGCACGCAUUUUGCGUGAUGCGGGACGUCCACAAUGGCAAGUCAAAGUUGCCCUUGCUCUUCGUUGCGAAGACUGUGCUGCGCUGAAAAUGGGAGGCUCUUCAAGCGGACAAGUGCCUCCGGCCUCUAUGAGACCUAUGCCACGAGCCUGGGAAUGCGUUGGCAUGGAUUGCACGGAGUGGACGCCACCGCAUGAGAAUCAAAAAUGCACUGUAUUGGUGUUGAUGGAUUUGGCCACAAAAUUCAAGGUCACCAAGAUUUUGAUGAAGUGUGGUUUGUCAGAACAAAAGGCCGAGACCACUGAACAGCUCCUGGAGGCAUUCACUCAACUCUGGCUUCAAGACAAGCCGAGGCCUGUGUACCUCAUCCCGGACAAUGCCAAGUCCAUGAUCUCUAUGCGAAUGCGUGAGGUGCUCUCUGACUUCAACAUUGUUUUGGACCCACCAGCACCGAAGGAAAGCUGGGCACAUGGACUCCUUGAACGUGCUGUUCAAGAGGUCAAAGAGGUAGCUUCCAAGAUCAGGUUGUCCAACACUGACUUGACCCCUGAAACUGUUUUGGCCCUGGCAACUCAUGCGCUCAACUCCACUGAAUAUGUGCAGGGCUACACACCGUUUCAAUGGGUCUAUGGAGCUCAACCUACUUUGACUGAUGAAGACAUCGCCAGCUUUAGCCUUUCACCUGAUGAUGCUGCCGGGUUGAACUAUGGUGCCCUUCUCAAAAAGCGUCAAGAAGCUGAGAAUGUUGCCUGCUAUGUGAAGGCGAUGCGCACCAUCAACAAGAUCAAGAACUCCAAGGUCACUACUCAAGAACGUUUGGACUUUGAGCUGCAUUCUGGUGAAGGCCCCAGUCAUUGGAAGUCUUUGGCAAACUACAUUCCUCAACGAUCCUUUGUAGAUUGUGUCCCUGAAGAGCCUGGUGAAGAUGAAGAAGAUUUGCCUCAACUUCCAAGUGAUCCCAGCACAACAGCUCUCCCUGGUCCAAAACCGAUGAUGCGGCAUUUCUACAAGCAUCCUGUUCGGAGGGUGACUUUUGCACAACCUCCUGCUGCAGAAGCUCAACCUGUGAACUCCUAUGAUCCUUCUUUUGCUGCAACUCCUGAUGAUGAUGAUGAACACCUUGGCAACACUGGCCUCGGUAGCGGCAUCCCAACCUUGGAAGAACGAUCAGGUAGUUCAAAAUCAAGACUUCUGCCUAGCGAGUCAGCUGCAGCCUCUUCUGAGCCUGAGUCCAAGAAGGCUCGCGUUGAUGAGGAUGGCCUGUUGCUAUCGUAUUUGGAGGUGGUUGAUGAGUGCUAUGUGCUUGAGUUUGACCUGGUCCUUGAAAAUGACCACCAGCAAAAACGACUUCUGGAAAACCCCAGUAUGUUUCUUGCUCAGAAAAUGCGAGAUUGUGAAGUGCGGUUGGAAAAACUUACACCAGCCCAUCGUGAACUCUUCAAAAGAGCCAAGGCGAAGGAAGUCAACAGUUUUCUUUCCAAUCAAGCUGUUCGACGUUGCGCUGAUAGUUUGGAGGAGGAGACUGCUCGAAACAGCGAUGUCUCUGAUGAACGCUGGCUGAAAAUACGUGCUUCCAUCGACUCCAUGUACAAGUGGGGGCAAUUGAAGAAGAAUGAGUACAGACAUGCUGGAACAGAUCUUUCAAUGAAGACCGAUCCAAUCUAUGGCAGAUGUUUGGUGGUUAAUCAAUCUUACUACAUUGAGAUGUUGGAAGGUGUGCAGAUUGACCCUCAAAGAGAACGCCGCCAAAGGCUCUCCAAUUAA
Messenger RNA from Cladocopium goreaui, 4200 nucleotides. The record is from the annotation of a GenBank genome assembly. NCBI's taxonomy places the organism in Eukaryota, Dinophyceae, Suessiales, Symbiodiniaceae.